Messenger RNA from Astyanax mexicanus (Mexican tetra), 3346 nucleotides. Its product is annotated as STKc_SGK domain-containing protein. The transcript is spliced from 13 exons. Gene Ontology annotation, biological process: protein phosphorylation. The coding region runs from base 219 to 1451 and encodes 410 amino acids. NCBI's taxonomy places the organism in Eukaryota, Metazoa, Chordata, Actinopteri, Characiformes, Acestrorhamphidae. The record is from RefSeq and is a predicted model, not a curated record. Gene Ontology annotation, molecular function: phosphatidylinositol binding; ATP binding; protein serine/threonine kinase activity.
AAAAGUAUGCAAUGUAGGAAGGAAACAGUUUGGAAUUAGAGAGGAGUACCUCAACUUUACCAUUACUGGACCAGCAAGGAGCUUCUCUAAGAAACACACACAGAUACACACACUCUCACUAGAUGUGUGCUAUGAUGCACUUCUAGGGAUGCAAAUAUAAAAAGACCACACCCUGCUUCUUAUCUUCGCCACCAUAUUUUCAAAGAAGCACUGCAGACAUGAAGAACGGCAAGAAAUCAUUUAUAGCUUUCAUCAAAGAGAGGAAGAUGGGCUUAAAUGACUUCAUUCAGAAACUGGUCUCCAGCCCGCAUAUCUGCCAACAUUCUCAGGUCGGAUCCUUUCUGAAGAUCGACGAGAACCAGAAUGAAGAACUGGGGAGAGAGCAGUUUUGCCUGACCAACCCCAGAAGCUCUCUAGCAGAGGAAACUCAGAUAAAGCCGUGUGACUUCGAUUACCUGAAGAUCAUUGGCAAGGGUAGUUUUGGAAAGGUUCUGCUGGCCAGACACAAGGAGACUGAGCAGUACUAUGCUGUGAAGGUGCUACAGAAGAAAAUUAUUCUAAAGAAAAAGGAGCAAAAGCAUAUCAUGGCUGAGCGUAGUGUGCUGAUGAAGAACAUCAAACACCCAUUCCUGGUGGGUCUACAUUACUCCUUCCAGACCACCGACAAGCUCUACUUUGUGCUGGACUACGUCAACGGAGGCGAGUUAUUCUACCACCUCCAGCGUGAGAGGGUUUUCCUGGAGCCCAGGGCCAGGUUUUAUGCUGCUGAAAUUGCCAGUGCUCUCGGCUACCUCCACUCGCUCCACAUUGUUUACAGAGACCUCAAGCCAGAGAACAUCCUGCUGGACUCCCAGGGCCACAUUGUGUUGACCGAUUUUGGCCUGUGCAAGGAGGGGCUGGAACCCAAUGGGACAACAACAACUUUCUGUGGAACACCUGAGUAUUUGGCACCAGAGGUCCUGCAGAAACAAGCCUACGACCGCACAGUGGACUGGUGGUGCCUUGGAUCGGUCCUUUAUGAGAUGCUCUAUGGAUUGCCUCCUUUCUACAGUCGCAACACUGCUGAGAUGUACAACAACAUCCUCCACAAGUCUCUGGUGCUGAAACCAAACGUCUCUAACGCUGGACGUGAGCUGCUGGAGGGUCUGCUGCAGAAGGACCGGACCAAGAGGCUGGGAGUGAAGGACGAUUUUCUGGAACUGAAGUACCACACCUUCUUCUCACCCAUCAACUGGGACGACUUGAUGGCCAGAAAGAUCAGCCCUCCUUUCGUCCCCUCAGUGACUGGUCCCACCGACCUUCGGCACUUUGACCCUGAGUUCACCCACCUGCCCGUGUCCACCUCCCUGUUCAACACUGACAACCUGCACGUGACCAGCAGUGUCCGAGAGGCAGCCGGCGCCUUCCCUGGCUUUUCCUAUGGACCUCCAGCUGAUCUUGCCUUCCAGUAGCCAUACUCUCUUCUUCCGUGCUCACACACACCAACAAACGCACACCACACACACUUCCCCAUUCCGGACUACAAGCUGCGAGAGAGAUAUGACGGCUGCUUCUUCAGCGCAAUAAGAGGGACCAUGAAGGAGGAGACUACUGUUUGUUUUUGAUUUGUUUUGUUUUUUGUUAAUAUGUUUGGAUUGUUGGCAUUAUCUGCUGUUUGGAGCACAUGUACUGUAUGAGGAAGGAGGAUUCGUUUGCUGUGGACUUCUGUGAUCAUCCACACGGGUUUUAUGGAUAUCCACAGGACUUACAUCUUCAUAUCUUGGACUUAAACCAGAAGCAGAUGCUGAGCGUGCCAAGUUUGUGUCGGGGACUCCUACAUUCUCUGACUGCUGUACGACUGGACUGAGCUCUAUGACUACGGAUGGAAAGCUAGGAAGUGCCUGAACAUUUAAAGAAUGAAAAUAGUAAUAAUAAUAAUAACUAACGACGAGGCUUUUGGCCACAUGGCCCUGUAAUGAUGGCACCAGCUACUGGGCAAGAUGCCUUUCUGACUUUACCUGGGUAGGGGUGGGAGGGAUGGAGGGGUUUGCAUAUGAUCAAACCUUUUGAGACAUUUCUGACAAACGUUUAAGACUAGACGUCAAAUGAAUGGUACUCUCUCUUACUUUUUUUUUUGCAUUAUUGCACACAGGGGAUAAAAAGGAUCAAGAAAAGUACGGCUUACAUGACUGACGUCUUACAGGCUCUCUAAAUGACAAGCGUCAUCUUUGCUAAUCAGCUGUGUUUCAGCAUUGUGGCGCGCAGCAUGUUUGGACCCACGCAUGUGUUAAUACCUACAAAGCAGAUUUUUCCAAACUGCAUCCACCAACUGCUUUGAGAUAAAUGCUCAAAAUGAAGACGAAUUAAGAUAAUUUAAAAAAAUUGCUGCAUUUUGCUUCCCUUAAUAUAUCAGAUUUCUUCCAUUAUCAGAAUUAGAUGUGGUUGAGGUAGACCGUAGACCAUCACAGUAGAAUAAGUAGAUCUUCUUCUGAACACCCCGAAUGGAGCUUUGUGUCUUACACGUACUUUCUUCUCCUGUCUUUCUCCAAAGCCAGCACUUUUAUACUGUGUUACUGUAUGUGUGAUAGGUCACUUUGCUUGUUCAUAGAAAUAUAUAUUAUCACUUUAUCAUUAAACAGAGAAUGGGCUGUAUAUUUUGUACCAGUAAUACCAUUUACAUAUUAUUAUUAUUAUUAUUAUCGUUUUAGCACGGUUGUCUGAUGCCCCGUACUCAAAACAGUGUGGGUCAUAUACAGCUCUUCUAGGUACCGGCACAAAAAAAAGUACUGUGAAUAUUUUCAUUCGCACUGUGUGCCUGUCCAGCUAAUUUAUGCAUUUCGUCAUCCUUCUGCAUGAGAGUUUGUGUGUGCGUAUGAGGCUGUGUGUGAGAUUUUCCACAUUUCCCUAUUUUACUUGUAUGACUUUCCAUUUGGACAGAGACUACUGUGCAAUGAAACACUGAACAAUAAACUUGAGAUGUAGGCGGUGACUACUUUACAGAUUAGGCAAUACUACAUUAUGGUCGAUAAAGCAUAAAUAUUUUAAAUUAAAUAGACAAUUCCUUUCAUUAGAUAUACCACCAUAGACAGCAAAGGCAUGUGCGUUUUAUGUUUAUCAUCGGACCAAUGCUAGUAUUUACUAUUCACUUUAGAAAGGUAACGCAAUACAGUUCAAGUUUAUUUUCUUCCAUAUUUGGAAGUUUUGACUUUAUUUUAUACUUUUUUCAUGUAUAUUUAUUUACAUGCCAUACUGUACUAUACAGUUGAUCCAUGUAUGAAAUCCCUAGAACUAUGAAAUAUUUAAUUGUUAUCUUUAUAAAAAAUGUUCAAUAAAUUCUUUAACAAACACCCUGGUCUGGGUGAAUAAA